AUGGUAGUGGUCUCUUACAACCUCCUGUCCGCCGCGGAGCAGGACCCCACCGGACCCGGCGCCUUCCGUGACUUCCAGAUGAUCAUCGUGGAUGAGUGCCAUCAGCUGCGGGGGCAGAGCUCCAAACGCGCACAGGCCGUGGUACCCCUCGCCAAGAGAGCCAAGCAUGCUUUGCUCCUGACAGGCACCCCGCUCGUCGCACGCGCCGAGGAUGCCUAUCCUCUGCUGGAGGCGCUUCUGCCAGAGGAGGAGCUCCCCCCACCCAGCGACUUCGCGGCCCGGUACGGCCGCCGUGGCGCGCGACGGCUGCAGGAGCUUCAUGCGCUCUUGGGCUCUGUGAUGCUUCGUCGCACGAAGGCAGACAUGCUUCCGCAGCUGCCGAAGAAGCGCCGACGCCGCGUGGUGCUGGACCUGGAGGCUCGCGCUGGGUCCAUGGCUGCUGCUGCGCAUGAGGAAGCAGUGGAGAAGGCCUGUGAGAGGUUGGCGACGACGAAGAAGGCAGCUGUCGCAGAAUAUCUGUCGUGCCUUGUGGCCGCGAACGUGCGGUUUCUCGUCUUCGCCCACCACCUGGCCAUGCUUGAUGCCCUAGAGACAUCUCUGCAGGAGCAGUCCACAAGGUACUUCCGCAUCGACGGCAGCACACCCAUGGCGGAGAGAUCAAAGUACGUGGAGUCCUUUCAGUCCUCGGAAGAGUUUCAGGUCGCACUGCUUUCCCUGACGGCUUGCUCCCAAGGCUUCACGCUGAGUGCCGCCUCCCUGGUGGUCUUUGCGGAGCGACCCAUGUUCGCCGAACUACGCGGGUUCAUCGCGGGGGCUGUCCUCGUCAAUUGCGGUGUCUUCAAUCCACGGGGGCAACCGCUGCUGGCCUUCGGUGAGUUCGGGGACCGCAGAGGAGGGGGCGGAGGAGAGGGCAGCUCGCCCGCCAAACGUAAAGCGGCAGAAGUGGUGGAAGUGGAGGACGCCAUCUCGCUGGGGGCCCUCAAAGCUGAACUCAAAGCCCACCAGGAGGCGAUGAAACAAGACUUCCAGCACGCCAUUGGGGGAGUGCAGAAAGACAUGGCGGAGAGAGUCACCACCGUGGAGUCGGAGGUCACCAAACAACUCCAAACCACCCUGGCGCUAUUGAAGCAAUUGACCGACAAGCAAGACAACCAAGGGGCAAAAAUGGCGGAAGUCGUGGAGGGGCAGCGCUACCUGGAAGACAAGAUGGAAGCCAACCAACGCAGCCUGGAAGAACGCAUUGAAAAGCUGGAGACGUCAGGGUGCAACCCGGGGCAAUCCAUCACCAGCAUGGCGACGACCGACGACGGGAUCGGGGGGCGCAAGCCGGCGCUCAUCAUGGGAGGAUGGGGGGACAACACACCCGCCAACGAAGUGAUCGAGAAGGCCACCCAGAUCCUACGCCAACUCAAGGUCGACAUUGACUACCAGGACACCUUUGUACCUGGGAUCCGGAGGGGGUUUGCCCUCAUUCCCCUCAAAGGGGCCCGAGUCGGAGAAGGAAGUGAAGAAUACCGCCAGCGCAUCCAGAGAGCCAUCACGAUUGUCCGCAAUGCCAAGAUCCAAACGGGACAUGUGAGGGAGGACACGGGGCAGCCCCGCUACGCGUACCUCACCAUCUCCCAGCCACCAGAACGUCGCCGACGAGCAAGAUUGGCAGCCAAAGUGAAACGAUGUAUCUUAGAGCUGGGGGGCAGCCACAACGACUCGGAGGUGGAGUUCGCUACGGGCACGGUGUGGUACGGGGGCGCCCGGAUCUCGUCAGCUGUCAGCCCUGCGAAAGAAGGGGCAGACAAAAUAGGACCAGGAUGGGUGGAUGUCAACGAGAUGGCCAAAGCGCUCAGAGUCACAGUGGAGCGAACCCAGCAGCCAUGGUCGGGGCUCAGGGGGGCCCUUCAGUGA
Symbiodinium natans is the source of this 1902-nucleotide messenger RNA. The record is from the annotation of a GenBank genome assembly. NCBI's taxonomy places the organism in Eukaryota, Dinophyceae, Suessiales, Symbiodiniaceae.